Messenger RNA from Orcinus orca (killer whale), 2481 nucleotides. It is a transcript of the gene AQP8, whose product is annotated as aquaporin 8. The record is from RefSeq and is a predicted model, not a curated record. Bases 614 to 1360 code for a protein of 248 amino acids. Gene Ontology annotation, molecular function: water channel activity. The transcript has 5 exons. Gene Ontology annotation, biological process: water transport; transmembrane transport. Gene Ontology annotation, cellular component: plasma membrane. NCBI's taxonomy places the organism in Eukaryota, Metazoa, Chordata, Mammalia, Artiodactyla, Delphinidae.
CUUUACCGUUGCCUCUGCAAUCUCCAGAGAUGGUCAUUCGUCUACACCCUCAGUUCUGGAUCAGCCUAUCAGCGUGAGUCUGUGGAGGUGCCGGGGCCUCAGACACAAGGAGGUGUCCUUAGAAGUCCAUGGAAAAAUCACUGAAGAUGAGUUUACCAUUACUUCCCAUGUGUGGUCCUGAUCUGGCGGGGCCCUCCUUGUGUUCACUCACACACGUGGGUCUCCUCUGGGCCCCGGUGGUGACCAAGGGGGCUGGGGAUCAGGGCCCUCCAUCUCCUGCUGGGGCAGACCUGGAGCCCUCCCCAGGUGACGCAGCGAAGCCGACGCCUUUUGCCUUUGCUGGCAGAAAGUUCAGCAAUCCUUGGUCACCCCCUGCCCUGCCUGGUUAAGGUUAAAAGCAGUGUUUCCUCUCCUGGGCCUCAGGGCCGCCUCCUGCUGGGCUUUAUUGCUUUCUUGACACCCUUGGGAGCCUCUGUAGCCCUUUAAAAUGGGCAGAGCCUGUAGUGGGCUGGCAGCCCCGGUCCUGGAGAUAAGAGUGUCCUGUCCUGGAGAGCAGGUGCGGGUUUUCCAGCCAGCGCAGGCCAGAGUCCCGUCCUGAGUCACCUCCGCCCUGAUGUCUGCAGAGGCAGCUGCAUCCAUGUGUGACCUGGAGUUUGGUGGCGUCAAGGUGAAGGAGCCCAGCGAGGGAGGCAGGUGGCGUGGGUGCUGGUACGAGCGGUUUGUGCAGCCCUGCCUGGUUGAACUGCUGGGCUCUGCCCUGUUCAUCUUCAUCGGCUGCCUGUCGGUCAUCGAGAACGGGACCGACACUGGGCUGCUGCAGCCGGCACUGGCCCAUGGGCUGGCCCUGGGCUUGGUCAUCGCCACGCUGGGGAGUAUCAGUGGUGGACACUUCAACCCUGCGGUGUCCCUGGCAGCCAUGCUGGUCGGAGGCCUCCACCUGAUGAUGCUGCUUCCCUACUGGAUCUCCCAGCUGUGUGGGGGGCUGAUUGGGGCUGCCUUGGCCAAGGCGGUGAGUUCUGAGGAGAGGUUCUGGAACGCGUCUGGGGCAGCCUUCGUGACAGUCCAGGAGCCCAGGCAGGUGACGGGGGCAGUGGUGGCAGAGAUCAUCCUGACGACACUGCUGGCACUGGCUGUAUGCAUGGGCACCAUAAACGAGAAGGCGCAGGGUCCUCUGGCCCCAUUCUCCAUCGGCUUCUCUGUCACCGUGGACAUCCUAGCAGGGGGAGCUGUGUCUGGAGCCUGCAUGAAUCCUGCCCGUGCCUUUGGACCGGCUGUGGUGGCCAACCAUUGGGACUUCCACUGGAUCUACUGGCUGGGCCCGCUCCUGGCCAGCCUGCUUGUAGGAGUGCUCAUCAGGUAGGAAUGUGACACAGGGUCAUGGCCCAUCUGGUGGCCAUGGUGACAGUUCCUAGAACAUCCAGGUCUAGAGGGCUAGGGUCUCGCUUGGGUUUGGAGAAGAGAAGAGGAAGCCUUCUUCAGAGGCAAAGAUUAUGGCUCUGGGACCUUUGGUGGCAAGUGACAGAAAUCCAUCUGAACAAAGCUUUCAUCAUAAAGGGGAACUCAUUGGCUCACAUAAUUGAAAAGUUCACAAGUGGCCCUGGCUUUGGUGGGAGCUCAGACAGUGUCUUCAGGGCUUGGUCUUUUUAGGCUCUACUGUCCUCUGGGUAGAUUUCAUGCUUGGAUAGGCUCUCCAGUAGAGGCAAAGAUGCCCACCAGGCACUCCAGACUUACAUCCUAGCAGGUUAAUAGCUGGAAACAGAGGAAACAGAACAACAGCUCUUACAAAGGUCCUGGCUCUGCUGUUCUCUGAGUUGGACUGGUCCAACUUGGGCCAUGUCUACCUCUGAAUCGAUCUCUGUAGCCAUGGGGCCAGGCACUCUUAUUGGCUAUGUCUGGAGCAUGAAUCUUAUCCUGGAGUUGGGGUGAGGUCAGCCUCAUCUGAACAACUGUAUGGACUGAAAGUAGGGGAGAAAUAGCUCCCCACAGGGGUGUUGUACAACUCAAGGGACCCUGUCCACAUAGAACACCAUGUUAGUGGUGUCCCCAAGAGCAUGCAUGUCAUGAGAUGCCAAUCACAUAAGACACAAUGUGAGCAGUGCUCCCUGGAGCUGGGCAAUGGGUAAGAAGGUUGAUAGUGUUAUCAGAAGGAUAAUAUCCGCUUGACUGCUUCUCCUCCAGCUCUCUUCUUGUGAACCUCAAGGAUCCAGAGUGUCCUUCCUUUCUACUCCAGGUUGUGCAGGGAUACAAGUAGGUACAGUGCCCGCUGUCUGGACGAGGACAGGCACUGGGCUGAGCUGGUCUAGACUGCUUGCAUCACUGCCUGUCUGCAGUCCUGGCUUAGCCUACAGAUUAGUGAAAAGCAUCACAAGUAAUUCUCUGAUGCUUUCAGAAUGGUAGAGAUGGGGAUCUUCAGGAAAAGGGUUAGAGACCCAACAGGAAAGAGUUUCUCCCUCUCCCCAGGGAGAUCUGGCUCUUGAGGCU